Radiomyces spectabilis is the source of this 619-nucleotide messenger RNA. Its product is annotated as RNA polymerase. Gene Ontology annotation, molecular function: DNA-directed RNA polymerase activity. The record is from RefSeq and is a predicted model, not a curated record. Bases 61 to 546 code for a protein of 161 amino acids. Gene Ontology annotation, cellular component: RNA polymerase I complex; RNA polymerase III complex; RNA polymerase II, core complex. NCBI's taxonomy places the organism in Eukaryota, Fungi, Mucoromycota, Mucoromycetes, Mucorales, Radiomycetaceae. Gene Ontology annotation, biological process: DNA-templated transcription. The transcript has 2 exons.
ACCUGUUUCCCAUCACUGGAAUUCGUUUGACCUUGAUCUUACCUCUGUUGACAAGACACCAUGUCUCAAGAUAAUUUUCUCUUCCAAGACAUCUUUGACAUUAAGGAUAUUGAUCCCAAUGGCAAGCGAUUCGACAGAGUCGCUCGUCUCAUUGCUCGUUCAGAAAACUACGAAAUGGAUCUGACGUUAGACUUUAACUCGGAAUUGUAUCCUUUGGAAAUCGCUGACAAAUUUUCGCUUGUGUUGGCGUCGUCAUUAUCUUUGGAACCCGUCACCAAUGCCGGUGGUGUGGAGAAGCGUGAAAGCUGGCGUAAGCGUGCUCCCGGUGAGCGCGAUCUCAGUGAUGAAUAUGAAUAUGUCAUGUUUGGCAAGGUAUACCGAUACGAAGACACAGCAAGCGGUACGGGUGCAACCACUGUAGCGGCUGGUCAACGCGUGUCGGUCUAUAUAUCCUACGGUGGAUUGUUGAUGUGCCUCGAGGGCGAUUAUAGACAUUUACAGAAUAUCACUGUAGGUGAAAAUGUAUAUUUGUUAAUGAGAAAAUAGAAAAAAUACAAACAGCAUGGUGAAAAAGGGAUGACACAGAGGAAAAAUGCGCAGUGGAGCAUGUGCUGGAACU